Medicago truncatula (barrel medic) is the source of this 1402-nucleotide messenger RNA. RefSeq names its product cytosolic sulfotransferase 15. The coding region runs from base 87 to 1109 and encodes 340 amino acids. Gene Ontology annotation, molecular function: sulfotransferase activity. The transcript has a single exon. NCBI's taxonomy places the organism in Eukaryota, Viridiplantae, Streptophyta, Magnoliopsida, Fabales, Fabaceae. The record is from RefSeq and is a predicted model, not a curated record.
AAAGUUUCAUAUGCCAAUAACUUCUAGCUAGUUAGAGCUACAAUAUUAUAUCAUAGCUAUUGGUGUUAAUAUAUCAUCCUAUUUCAAUGUCUUCAACAAAAUUUGCCAAAAUCCACACAAUGGAUAUAGAUGAAUCCAUUGAAGAACAAGGUCAACUUAGCCAAGAAAACAAGAAACUAAUUCUUUCUCUUCCAAGAGAGAAAGGUUGGAGAACACCUUAUAUUUAUCUAUUCCAAGGAUUUUGGUGCCAACCAGCUGAAAUCCAAGCCAUAACCACUUUCCAAAAGCAUUUCCAAGCUAAAGAAAGUGAUGUUUUUGUUGCAACCGUACCAAAAUCAGGCACAACUUGGUUAAAAGCUCUUACCUAUGCCAUUAUGAAUCGCCAAAACCAUUUCAUUUCAUCCAAAAACCAUCCUUUGCUUAGUUUCAAUCCACAUGAUCUUGUUCCUUUCAUUGAGUAUACAGUUUAUGGUAAGCAUGACACAAUUCCUGAUUUGUCUAAAAUUCAUGAGCCUAGACUUUUUGGUACACAUAUUCCUUUUGACUCAUUGUCCAAUUCAAUCAAAGGUUCCAAUUGCAAAAUAGUUUAUAUUUGUAGGAACCCUUUUGAUACUUUCAUCUCUUCUUGGACUUUUGCCAACAAAAUUAAGCCACCUUCUUUGCCUACAUUGAAUUUAGAGGAAGCUUUUGAAAUGUAUUGUAAUGGUUUAGUUGGGUUUGGCCCAUUUUGGAAUCACAUGUUAGGUUAUUGGAAUGAGAGCAAAGAGAGACCAAAAAAUGUUCUUUUUUUGAAGUAUGAGGACAUGAAAGAAGAUUUAAAAUUUCACUUGAAAAAAAUGGCUGAGUUUUUGGAUCGUCCUUUUACAUUGGAGGAGGAAAGUGAGGGUGUGAUUGAAAAUAUAAUAAAGUUGUGUAGUUUUGAGAAAAUGAAGGGGUUGGAGAUAAAUAAUACAGGAACAUUUGGAAGGAACUUUGAGAAUAAGUUCUUGUUUAGAAAAGGUGAAGUUGGUGAUUGGAGUAAUUAUCUUUCACCUUCAAUGGUUGAAAAAUUGUCCAAGGUCAUUGAAGAGAAGUUAGGUGGAUCUGAUCUCAAUUUUAGAGUGAAAUAGGGUUGCUACAACUCCUAUGUUUCUCUCCUAAACUAUGAAGUCAACUUAUCACUCUAUGAAAUAAUGUUGAUUAAUAGUUAAUCAAGAAUCAAAAUAUAUAUACAAUUGUGUUUGUGUUAUGUGUAACUCAAUGCUAUACAACUAAUUGUAUAGUGGUGAGCCUCAUUAUAUACUAUGCUAUGUUGCAUUUAGCUAUUUUAUUUCUAUGCAUGAAUUUCAUAAAUGGUGUUGCAAAUGUUGUUAUGGUAUUUCCUUUUCAUAAUAAAUAAUAAAAAGGUUUUAUUUGUACCCUA